AUUGUCAGAAACUUCAGACAUACUACAGGAGAUGACCAGAGACUGCACAUAUAAUGCAGGAGAUGGUCAGAGACUGCAUACAUACUACAGGAGAUUGUCAGAGACUUCAGACAUACUACAGGAGAUGUUCAGAGACUGCAGACAUACUACAGGAGAUGACCUGAGACUGCAGACACACUACAGGAGAUGGUUAAAGACUGCAGGCAUGAUACAGGAGAUGGUAGGAGGCUGCAGAUAUACUACAGGAGAUGGUCAGAGACUGCAGAGAUGAUACAGGAGAUGGUCAAAAGACUGCAGACAUA
Messenger RNA from Staurois parvus, 302 nucleotides. Lineage: Eukaryota; Metazoa; Chordata; Amphibia; Anura; Ranidae. The record is from the annotation of a GenBank genome assembly.